AAAUAACCACUCGUUACAACCAAGGUAUGCAGAAUAGCAUCUCUGAACGCACAACACGUCCAACCUUGAAGCAGAUGGGCUCCAGCAGCAGAACACACAGGUACAAAGGUGUGCCUAAUAAAGUGGCCGAUAGUAAAGGUUGCUGAGCCCUGGGUUAGUGUACGAAGCUAUCAACUGUUUUCGCUUUUUUAAGUCUUCGUGUCCCUCCGCGGCCUCCGUAGUCAGCAGCACGACCCGCCUCCAACUCAAAACUCUGAGGAUGGAUUUAGGAAGUCCAUCAGAAGAACCAGAGAGACUUUAACAGCAGUCUGACCUCUUAAAUCCAGAUAAACUCUGUAAAGGAGAUGCUGGUCUGUCUGUGGUGAGUUCACGGACCCUCAGCGGGAACACUAACAUGGUUGUGUUGCGUUCAAAGACCUCCAUCAUGUUGUGGCUCCUCGCUGCUGCUGCUGUUGUUGUGACAGCUCAUGUGAAACCGAAACUACUGGAUGACAGAGCGGCUUGUGAGAACCGAGACACCGCGGUCAGCCUGAGGUCCAGUAAAGCCUCCUCCUCCUCACCGGACGGACCGGAGCCUGGAGACCCAGCAGCCGCCUUCAGCGUCCCGACUCUGGACGGAGAGUUCAGCUACCAGCCCGGAGCUCCGCCAGGAGGACCGCUCAUCAUACACGCCUUCUCCAACAAGUCCGGCUUCCUGGAGUGUCUGUGGAGCUCCGAGGAGAGCCUCAUCAGCCUGGUGGAGGAGCUGCCCAACAGCACCCAGGUGCUCUUCCUGUCCAUGGACGAGUCUGCGGUCAGUGAUGCUCUGUGGAUGAGAGAGCAGCUGCAGAGGGUCGCCAUGAGCAGAAACAAGGAGGUUAUGUCCCGGCUGCACUUCUCUCCGGUGCCGGUCUUCGCUCUGGGUAACUGGAUACCCAACGUGCUUUACUACUGGCGCUGCGGCCGUGUCUUCUCCCAGGCCGUUUUCAAAUCCGAGGGGUGGAAAAUGCCUAUAAUCGUCAAGAGACUGGAUGCCAGGUUCGAUUGGCUUAUGACGCGCUCGAAUCCGAGGUCGUAUCAGCUGAUGGAUGCAGGCGAUGGGUGUGAACCUUCCCCCUCCGUGACGGGUGCUGUGGCCUGGGUGUCCGAGGGCAACUGCUCUUUCUUCACUAAGGUGCAGAGCAUGGCCAAAUCCAACGCCUCUGUUGUCCUCGUCUACGCUCUCCCUGGUAACCCGCUCCAGGACAUGAACUGUGUCGGGGAUGAGUGCAACACGACGCUGGGCAUCCCCGCUGCCAUGGUGCAUCUGGAGGUCUCGGUCGCUCAGGCGCUCGAGUCUGGACAGCUGGUGUACGUGUCCUUCCAGAACACCCCAUCCCCAAACUUCUUCAUCAGUAUUGACCAUCAGGGGGCGCUGGCUGAGAUGGGCUGGUUCAUUUACCCCUCGUUCAGCUUCAUCAACUGGCAGGCACAGUGGUUUGAUUUCUAUGCAGCUCUGCAGAUCAAACUUCAAAGUCCUGCAAAGAUUGUUCCUGUUUUUGACAAAGUCCAAAUGCAGGGGGAGAUAGGAGCGGUGGCCACAGUCGACCUGCCAUUAGCCCUGUGGGACUUUGACAUGCUGGAGCUCGAUGCGUCCCUGUCGUGUCCCGGCAAGAGAGACUCAUCCUGCGCUCACUGGGAUCACACGGUGCAGCUGUUUGUCUGCUGUGAUCCUCUUGGCCAGUACUGCAACACGGAGCUGGGCCGAUGGAUCACUGCCUUCCGCAGAGGUACUGGGCGCUGGCUGACAGACGUGUCCCCUCUGAUUCCCCUGCUGGACAGCAACAAAUGCACCCUCACCAUGAAGACGGUCCCGUGGGCGAUGCCGUGGGUCGUCUCCCUCAACCUCAGAUUCAGUGGCAGCAGUCGGACAGAUUAUAGUGCAGAGAAGCUCCGUCCCUACAGAGUAAUACCACUGUACAGCGGGGGAACCUUCAACAAAAACUACAACAGGAGAUACCGGCCAACCAAAGUCUCCUUCCCGCCGUCGAUCAAAAAGGUGGAGCUGUACGCCGUCAUCACGGCCCACGGCUACGAUGACAACAAGUGUGGAGAAUAUUGCGUCACCUCCCACCACUUCUUGAUCAACGGCGUUUUUAACAACACACUCACGUUCGAUUCUGCCGGAUCACCUCUGGGCUGCACUCUGCGGGUGAAAGAGGGCGCGGUACCAAACGAAUACGGCACGUGGCUGUACGGGCGAGGAGGUUGGUGUGAUGGACUACAAGUCGACCCUUGGAGGACCGAUAUCACCAAACAGCUGAACAUGAGUGCGUUUCAAUCCAACACCGUCAUCUACUACGGCUUGUUCGAAGGGAAGGAUCCGAAUCCAUCUAAGGACCCCGGAUACAUCAUCAUGUCUUCUUUUCUUGUCUUUUACAAAUGAUGCCGUCCUGUAAAACUGUACAUUUUGAAUGGUGAUGUAAAUUAAUGAUUGUGUUACUGUGUAUGUACAAUCAAAGUCAAAGAUUAAAUUUCUAUUUUUCCAUCA
Molecule: messenger RNA, 2509 nt
Organism: Sebastes umbrosus (honeycomb rockfish)
Lineage: Eukaryota; Metazoa; Chordata; Actinopteri; Perciformes; Sebastidae
Exons: 13
Coding region: 395-2404 (669 amino acids)
Molecular function (GO): oxidoreductase activity, acting on paired donors, with incorporation or reduction of molecular oxygen, reduced ascorbate as one donor, and incorporation of one atom of oxygen
Source: RefSeq, a predicted model, not a curated record